Messenger RNA from Recurvomyces mirabilis, 1971 nucleotides. RefSeq lists its product as uncharacterized. The coding region runs from base 1 to 1971 and encodes 656 amino acids. The transcript is spliced from 2 exons. Gene Ontology annotation, biological process: carbohydrate metabolic process. NCBI's taxonomy places the organism in Eukaryota, Fungi, Ascomycota, Dothideomycetes, Mycosphaerellales, Teratosphaeriaceae. Gene Ontology annotation, cellular component: extracellular region. The record is from RefSeq and is a predicted model, not a curated record. Gene Ontology annotation, molecular function: flavin adenine dinucleotide binding; oxidoreductase activity, acting on CH-OH group of donors; cellulose binding.
AUGAGACCCGACUGGCUGAACGGCACAAAUCUCACUCGCUUCGACGUACCUGGCCUCGAUAACGAGAUCUGGGCCGACUCAGCCGGCAUCGCCUGCGAGGACUACAGCGUCAUGGCUGGCUGCGUUCUGGGAGGUGGUACUGCUGUCAAUGCUGGUCUGUGGUGGAGAGCUAAUCCGGAGGACUUUGAUUACAACUUCCCUGCUGGCUGGAAGUCGGCCGACAUGCAGCCUGCUGUCGAUCGUGUGUUCGAGCGUAUCUCGUUCACUGACAGGCCGUCUAUGGAUGGUAUCCUGUACAAGCCUCAAGGUUAUAAUAUUGUCGGUGGUGCAUUGGCUGCUGCUGGAUGGCAAAAUGUGACCGCCGAUAAUGUUCCGGGCAAGAAGAACAUGACCUUUUCGCACCCCAACGAGAUGUUUUCUAACGGCGAACGCGGCGGACCUAUGGCUACAUACCUUGUAACUGCGAACAAGCGCAAGAACUUCAAGCUCAUCAUGAACACCGCUGUCAACCGUGUCGUUCGUGACGGCAGCCGCAUCACUGGUGUCGAUACUUCAGCCUACCUCGCUGGUGGCCAAUGCGGCACGAUCCACGUCACCUCAAAUACUGGAAAGGUCAUCCUAGCCGCUGGUGCUUUUGGCUCGCCCAAGAUUCUGUUCCGCUCUGGUAUCGGCCCACAGGAUCAGCUCGAGAUCGUGAAGACUGCCGAGGGAGCUGCUAUGGUCAAUUCGUCGCAGUGGAUCAAUCUGCCUGUUGGGUACAAUCUUGAUGAUCAUGUCAAUACUGAUGUGGUCAUCACACAUCCAAACGUGAGCUUCUACGAUUUCUAUGGAGCGUAUGACAACCCCAUCAAGGCCGAUGCAACCAAGUACCUAACUAGCCGCUCUGGGAUUCUUGCCCAGUCCGCUCCCAACCUUGCUGUGGUAGCGUGGGAGGAAAUUGAGGGUGACGACGGCAUCACUCGUCAGCUUCAGUGGACUGCUCGUGUGGAAGGUGGCGAUGGUGUGACAAGUAACCAAUCUAUGGUCAUCUCCCAGUACCUCGGCCGCGGCGCAACAUCUCGCGGCAGGACUACAAUCAACGGUGCUCUCGACAUGAAAGUGUCGCAGGUGCCAUACCUCCAGAACACACAUGACCUAGCGGCUGUUAAGGCUGGUGUGCAGUCUUUGAUCAGGUCACUUUCGACCGACCCGGCAAUCAAGGUCAUGUUCCCGUCCUAUAACGAGACGAUCGAUGAGUGGCUCGCGGCCUACCCUUUGACGACUAGCAAGCGUAGUGCCAACCACUGGAUGGGUAGCUGCAAGAUCGGUCUCGAUUCGGGUCUUACAAAUAACGGCUCCUCGGUCGUUGAUACUAAUGCCAAGGUCUACGGCACAGACAAUCUAUUCGUGGUCGACGCCUCCAUCUUCCCUGGCAUGGUCUCGAAUAACCCGUCAGCACUUAUCGUUGCUGUUGCCGAGCGCGCUGCCGAACUGAUCCCCAAAGUUGCCGUCACAAGCACAUCACCCACCAACACAACCAGCUUGGUCAGCUCUUCUGCGCCAUAUGGGAACGGAACUUCGACAGGUGGCGCGGCGCUGCCUACUGGUACUGCUCCGUACUCUAUUUUUGUUCCCACUACGACCCUCGGCACUGUCUCCGUGGCUCCAAUAACUGCCUCGCUAAGUCAGUGCACAACGGUCGUAACUGUCCAUCGUAGCAAGAGCUCAAGCAGCGUCAUCCUACCCGCGACUUCUGUCGGAGCAGUCUUUACCUCGUCGGCGCCAUACCAUAUCUUAAAUGGCACGACCGUGGCACCCAUAGGCACUGGUACUGCACCAUUCACGACUUCCCUCCAGCCAACGAGCUCCGCGACAGCGGGAUCUGGCGGUGGUGAUGCUAUCGCUGAGUGGCAGCGCUGUGGCGGCUCUGGAUAUACUGGUAGUACUACUUGUGCUUCGGGGCUGAUCUGCAAGGCUUGGAACCCAUACUAG